Messenger RNA from Vigna unguiculata (cowpea), 5260 nucleotides. Its product is annotated as ABC transporter C family member 10-like. Gene Ontology annotation, cellular component: membrane. NCBI's taxonomy places the organism in Eukaryota, Viridiplantae, Streptophyta, Magnoliopsida, Fabales, Fabaceae. Gene Ontology annotation, biological process: transmembrane transport. Gene Ontology annotation, molecular function: ABC-type transporter activity; ATP hydrolysis activity; ATP binding. The record is from RefSeq and is a predicted model, not a curated record.
UUUACUCCCCCUUGUUAAGAUUAUUUGAUUCAGAAAAACUUCAAUGAGUGGUUAUUUUCUCAAAUCAUUUUAUCUACUUCUCCUGCUUUCAUUGCUUGCUUCGGGAAUUAGUGUGACAUUGAAGAACUCAAGUGAAAGUGGUGAAGCAAAGUGCAUAGAGAGGGAGAGACAAGCACUCCUCAACUUCAGAGUGGGCCUUAAAGACCCUGGCAUGCUGUCGACUUGGACCAGCCAUCACAAUAAUGCAGAUCGCUGCAAAUGGAAACGCAUUCAUUGCAACCAUCAAACUGGUCAUGUACAACUACUUGAUCUUCGUGGAACAACGCACUACACACAAUUGAGAGGUGCAAUCAAUGUCACUUCAGCAGCCAUAAUGAUUUUGCUGGGCCUUACAUCCCAGACUUCAUGGACUUUCUUGCGUCUGGUAUCUGGGAGGAAAACCUCCUGCCAUGGUUGACCCAGAGGAGCGGGUGGAGAGAAAAGAGGAAGAAGGCUUGCGAGAAGAACAAGGGCACUCAAAACAGGGUUUAAGCAGCAAAGAGCACAUACAACGAUGAAGGAAUUUUGGAGCAUGUUUUGUGCAGAAGCUGAUUGUCCUGGGACUGGAGGAAAACAACCAUUUUGUUUUGAUUUGAAGACUUUGAAAGAUCCUUCUUCAUGCUUCAACCAGUUCUUGAUCUUUUGCUUUGAUGUGUCAGUGCUGGUCAUGCUGGCAUUCAUUCUGAUCCAGAAGUAUUUGUUCAGACCAUUUCAGGGUAUGUUUCAGGUGGAAAGAUAUUCAAACUUGCAGCUAAUUUCUUCCAUAAUCAAUGCAUCUCUGGGAUUGUUGUAUUUGUGCUUAGGAAUUUGGGUUUUAGAGGAAAACUUAAGGAAGAGUCACACGGUUCUUCCACUUAGUGGUUGGCUGCUUGAACUCUUUGAAGGAUUCAGAUGGUUGAUAGUAGGAUUAAGUGUAAGUCUUAAGUUGAAACAACUUCCAAGAUCAUGGUUGUGGUUGUUUUCUCUUGUUACACUAUUUCUUUCGAGUUUUCUCUGUGUUUUAUCUAUGUCUUAUGCAAUUAGUAACAGAGAACUGACCUUCAAGGAAGCUUUAGAUGUUCUAUCUUUUCCAGGAGCAGUUUUACUACUCUUGUGCACUUAUAAAACACCUAAAUGUGAAGACACUGCUACAAGUAUUGAUGAAGACUUUUAUGAUUCCUUAAACAACGACUUUCAUGAAGUUGAUCCUUAUAACUACGUAACCCCAUUUGCUAAAGCUGGAUUCCUCAGUAGAAUGUCGUUUUGGUGGUUGAAUCCAUUGAUGAAAAUUGGUCAAGAGAAAACACUUCAGGAUGAGGAUAUCCCAAAGUUGCCAGAAUUGGAUCGAGCAGAAUUUUGUUAUUUGUCGUUUAUAGAACAAUUGAACACGCAAAAGGGAAAAGAAUCAUUGUCACAAUCAUCAAUUUUGUGGGCAAUAGUUUUUUGCCACUGGAAAGAUAUUUUGAUGUCAGGAUUGUUUGCAUUGCUCAAGGUACUUAGUGUAUGUACUGGUCCUGUACUUUUGAAUGCUUUUAUAUCGAUUGCUGAGGGUAAUGGCAGUUUCAAAUAUGAGGGUUAUGUAUUGGUCUUAACUCUUUUCAUUACAAAAAUCGCAGAGUCCCUAUCACAAAGGCAAUGGUAUUUUCGCACUAGGCUUGUUGGGAUGAAAAUUAGGUCAAUGCUUACAGCUUCCAUUUAUAGAAAAAUAUUGAGGUUGUCUGGUGCAGCUAGAUUGACACACUCUAGUGGUGAGAUAAUGAAUUAUGUGACUGUGGAUGCUUACAGAAUUGGAGAAUUCCCAUUUUGGUUUCACCAGACAUGGACAACAAGCGUACAACUAUGUAUUGCACUUAUAAUACUUUUUCGUGCUAUUGGCCUAGCAACAAUUGCCUCAUUGGUGGUGAUAGUUCUCACUGUGCUUUGCAAUACUCCACUAGCAAAGAUGCAGCAUAAGUUUCAGAGUAAACUCGUGGUGGCACAAGAUGAGAGAUUGAAGGUGAGUUCUGAGGCCCUUGUGAAUAUGAAAGUGCUGAAGCUAUAUGCGUGGGAAACGCAUUUUAAAAAUGCUAUUGAAAGAUUAAGAAACAUUGAACUGAAAUUGUUGAGUGCAGUGCAACUGAGAAAGGCUUACAACAUAAUUUUAUUUUGGAUCUCACCUGUUUUGGUGUCUGCUGCUUCUUUUGGGGCAUGCUACUUUUUGAAUGUUCCUUUACAUGCAAACAAUGUUUUCACUUUUGUGGCAACUUUACGCCUGGUGCAAGAACCAAUUACAGCCAUCCCUGAUGUUGUUGGGGUGGUCAUUCAAGCAAAAGUUGCAUUUUCCAGGAUUGUUAAUUUCCUUGAGGCAACUGAAUUACAGAGUGCAAAAUUCAAGCAUAGGUGUUUUGAUGAUAGUAUCAAGGGCUCAAUUUCGAUCAAAUCUGCUGACUUUUCAUGGGAAGGUAAUGUAUCAAAGUCAACACUGAGGAACAUAAACUUGGAGAUUAGACAUGGGCAGAAGUUGGCAAUUUGUGGAGAAGUUGGCUCAGGAAAAUCAACCCUCUUAACUACAAUUCUCGGUGAAGUUCCUCUGACAAAGGGAACUAUAGAAGUUUAUGGAAAGUUUGCAUAUGUUUCUCAAACAGCAUGGAUACAAACAGGGACAAUACGGGAAAAUAUUUUGUUUGGAUCGGAUUUGGAUGCUCAUAGAUAUCAAGAAACACUUCGUAGAUCUUCACUGCUAAAGGAUUUGGAGCUGUUUCCUCAUGGAGACCUCACAGAAAUAGGUGAGAGAGGAGUUAACUUGAGUGGAGGUCAAAAGCAGCGAAUUCAACUUGCACGUGCUCUUUAUCAGAAUGCUGAUGUAUAUCUUUUGGAUGAUCCAUUUAGUGCUGUUGAUGCACAUACUGCCACAAAUUUGUUUAAUGUAAUGUCAUCUUCCUUACUUCAAAUUUUACAUUUAUGUGGUAUGAGUCAUUCCUUACUCAAAAAAGGCUUUGAAAUUUGGCAGGAAUACAUCAUGGAUGGUCUUAAAGAGAAAACUGUUUUACUCGUAACUCAUCAAGUCGACUUUCUACCAGCCUUUGAUUCUGUUAUGUUGAUGUCAAAUGGGAAAAUCCUAGAAGUUGCUCCUUAUCAUCAUUUGUUGACUUCAAGCCGAGAAUUCCAGAAUCUUGUUAAUGCUCACAAUGAAACUGCAGGUUCUGACAACCCUUUGGAUGUUUCUUCUUCCCAGAGAGAUUCAACUUCUGCCAGAGAGAUUACACAAGCUUUCAUGGAGAAGCAGUUAAAAGCAACAAAUGAAAAUCAGUUAAUAAAGGAAGAAGAGAGAGAGAUAGGAAACACAGGGUUCAAACCGUACUUGCAAUACUUGAAUCAGAAGAAAGGUUAUGCAUACUUCUUUAUGGCUUCUUUUUGUCACCUCAUGUUUGUGAUUCUCCAGAUACUGCAAAACUCAUGGAUGGCUGCAAAUGUUGACAAUUCCCAAGUCAGCACACUGCAGUUGAUUGUAGUUUACUUCUUGAUUGGGGUUGCUUCUAUAAUUUUCUUGUUGAUCAGAACUCUGCUUGUUGUUGCCUUUGGUAUUCAAUCAUCAACAUAUUUAUUUGUACAGUUAAUUAACUCCCUUUUUCGUGCACCAAUGUCCUUUUAUGAUUGUACACCAUUGGGAAGGAUACUUAGCAGGGUCUCAUCAGAUCUUAGCAUUAUGGAUCUUGAUAUACCUUUUAUGCUAAGUUUCACUACGGUAGGUGUUAUAUACUUAUGUUCUAAUCUCACAGUUCUAGCCAUUGUCUCUUGGCAAGUCUUGGUUGUCUCCUUACCAAUGAUUUAUGCUGCAAUUCGCUUGCAGAAAUAUUAUUUUUCCACUGCAAAAGAAUUGAUGCGCGUGAAUGGCACAACAAAAUCAUUUGUAGCUAAUCAUAUAGCUGAAACAACUGCUGGAGCUGUGACAAUAAGAGCUUUUGAGGAAGAAGAUCGUUUUUUCAAGAAGAAUCUUGAUCUAAUUGAUAUCAAUGCCAGUCCCUUCUUUCACAGUUUUGCCUCAAAUGAGUGGCUGAUCCAAAGAUUAGAAGUAAUCAGUGCAUUACUUCUUACCUCUGCAGCUCUAUGCAUGGUUCUGCUUCCACCAGGAACAUUCAGCUCUGGAUUGGUUGGCAUGGUUCUCUCCUAUGGCCUUACCUUAAACGCUUCCUUAGUAUUUUUAAUUCAAAAUCAAUGCAGUCUAGAAAAUUACAUAGUAUCCGUAGAGAGGAUAAAUCAAUAUAUGCAUAUACCAAGUGAGGCCCCAGAAGUAAUAGCAGGAAAUCGUCCUCCUUCAAAUUGGCCAGUUGCUGGUAAAGUAGAACUAAAUGACUUGCAGAUACGAUACAGGCCAUAUGGACCACUUAUACUUCAUGGAAUCACAUGCACAUUCGAAGCAGGACACAAGAUUGGAAUUGUUGGAAGAACAGGCAGUGGAAAGUCCACUCUUAUCAGUGCAUUAUUUCGUCUGGUGGAGGCAGCUGGUGGAAAAAUUGUAGUUGAUGGCAUAGACAUAUCUUCUAUUGGCCUUCAUGAUUUGAGGUCACGUUUUGGUGUUAUACCUCAGGAUCCUACCCUUUUUAACGGAACUGUUAGAUAUAAUUUAGACCCUUUAUCUCAAUACUCUGAUCGAGAAAUUUGGGAGGUUCUUGGGAAGUGUCAGCUGCGAGAAGUUGUACAAGAGAAAGAAGAGGGACUAAACUCCUCAGUUGUGGAAGAUGGAUCAAACUGGAGCAUGGGACAAAGGCAAUUAUUUUGUUUGGGGCGUGCGCUGUUAAGGAGAAGUAGGAUAUUGGUGUUGGAUGAAGCAACUGCAUCAAUUGACAACGCAACUGAUUUGAUUCUGCAGAAAACCAUUAGAACUGAGUUUGCAGAUUGUACAGUGAUCACAGUAGCACACAGAAUACCAACCGUGAUGGAUUGCAGUAUGGUUCUUUCAAUUAGUGAUGGAAAAUUGGUGGAGUAUGAUGAACCAAUGAACUUGAUGAACAAAGAAGGAUCGCUAUUCAAGCAGCUUGUUAAGGAGUACUGGUCUCAUUUUCAUUCUGCAGAAUCAUAUUGACACUGCAAAAUAUAUUUUCUUUUGUCAACAUUAUUAUCGAUUUUUCUUUGAUGUUAGCAAUGAGUCAAUAAAGUUUGAUAAGAUGCUACAUGUGUUGGUUAAUUUGCUAGGACUGAGAUGUUGGUAAUGGUAAGGAAUUGUAGGAAUGAAAAGAAACAGUCCAAAAGUAUUUGAAUGUUA